CGUUCCAUAGUGAGAUCUUCAUUUAACAUCUCCGUAGUUACGACACGCCGGGGAGCUGGGGAGUAGAACUUUAGAACGAGAGUUUGUCUCAAAACUGGACCGAAACAGUCUAUCUAUUCUAGGACUACAUAGAGUCUCGCCAGUUAAUUUAUCUUGACGAUGGCGAUUAGGAGUGUACCCUGGCAGAGGUCUGUUUCUGAUGCGGUGUCUUGGCACCAGGACCAGGCUCUGUCAGCGACUAUUUACAUCCUCAGAGAAACGGGUCCAACAGGAUUCCUGCUUAAGGAGGAAGGAGAGUCCAAGAAGGUCAAGGUGCUUCUUGGAGAUCCUCAUAAGUGUACCUGUUCUGUGUUCAAGAAGGAGAAGGAGCCGUGCAAGCAUAUUUGUUGGGUACUACUGAAGAAAUUUCGUCUGGAUAGGAAUAAUGAACUAUCAUAUCAACGAGGCUUUGUGGAGCGUGAGAUCAAUGAUGUUCUGAGAGGCCUUGCAAAGAAAGAGGAUCCACGGAGACGAGCAGUAGCAGCUCGAAUCGCAAGGAAUGCUGCUAAGGGUGAUACAACUUACCAUCAUACAGAUGGUAAAGAAGCACUACAGCAGAGAGAGAUCACCGAAGAGGAUGUUUGCCCUAUUUGCCAAGAUGAACUUCUCGGAAACAGAGAGCCGGUGACCUAUUGCAGGUUUGGUUGUGCUAAGAGCAUUCAUAUCAAAUGCAUGAAGGUAUGGGCCGACCAUCAGAAGUCCACUGGGGAGACUGUCUUGAAGUGCCCCCUCUGCAGGGAGGAUUUCGGUCAGAUAGACACCCUGGAGGCUGAGUAUCGUAAUGCGGCUUUACAGAAGACGAGAGCAGAGCAUGCAGAUAUUCACAUGGGCAAGUCGUGUGAUGCUUGUAACCAGUCACCCAUCUCCGGCAAGUGCUACAAAUGCACAGGAUGUACGGACCUCUUCUUGUGUCAGAACUGCUUCGUAUCUAACAUCCAUUCACAGCACUCGUUCCAGUUUAGACAGAAAAGCAACCAGAGAUGGCGCCCUGCACAGAGAGGAUCGGGAGGCGCCCUGCCGUCAGCCGUCAUGUCAGAUUUAGAGAACAGAGACAUCACAGAUGAGGAUUAUGAUACUCUGCUACAGCUUGACAAUGCAGCCUCCAACCAGAUGAGCAAUGUCCCUGAGCAUGUGGUGAAGUCCUUCCAUGUAGAGACAGUGCGAGACGGUAGCAACCUCUUAUCACUGGGCACACAGUGUAGGGUGUGCUUGAGAGCCUAUGCCAUGGGACAACUGGUUAAAAAGCUUCCAUGCAGGCACAAGUUCCAUGCAGAAUGCAUAGACCAGUGGUUGCUUCAUGAGCACCCAACAUGCCCUAUAGAUGGUACUGUGGUCUGGAACCCCAUCACAGCACAAACCAGGCAGAGCAAGAAAACCAAGAAAGCCAACCAGGGAAACGAGGAUGGGACACAAGGAGAGGUUCCCAGCCUAGGCCUACAGAUAGGUCCUGGUGCAGGAGUGGUCAGACUCCAAGGGAGAGAUGCAGCUGGAAGACAGAAAGGCAGGCCUGGGCAUGGUCAGGACAGGAAUCCUACAGACAUUGGACUGACAGCAGACUUUCAGCUAACAGGCUCCUCCUUUAUAUCAAAGCCCAUCCUACCAAACAGGUCAACUCCCGAUCGGCAUAGAGGGCUUCCAUCACAACACUCUGAUCCAACCGACUCUGCUCUUCUGCAGAGACUGCAUUCACAUGAAGACACUAUUGACUCCAGCUCACCGUCAAGUUACCAGCCAUCUUCCCAAAGGAUUGUUAAUACAGGUGACUUCAAUGCAGGACCAACCAAUCAGAAGGGCGUGGUCAUCAGACACAGGCCACCCGCCAGACCUCUGACCUUAGACAGAAAUAGAACUCAUGUUUCUUCCAUUCCCCUGCAAAGGGAAGAGGCUAAUAUGACCCCUGUUGGGGGUCAUCAUGGCAGCAGCAAUGCAUCACCUCUCUCAAUCCCUAGGCUUCCAGUAGAAAAUGGUGUUAGCUCGCCCCAUGAAAGUGUCAGAGAGAGGGGACGAUUAGGGCAGAAAACUGCAGAGGUGAAUAGAAGAAGAGCCAGGAGUCUCGGUAUCGGCAGGAAUCGAUCUUCGUCCAGAGAACGGUCACACCUCCAGCCAGACAAUAAGCCACAGAGUGCAGAAAGCCUCUUCCUGGGUUCAACCAGUGGACAACUCAUCGGAUCUUCCAAAUCACCUUCAUCGAACGGCGUGGGCAGCGGCCAUCAUCCCAGGUCAAAGGUCAAACCACUAUUGACCAACCACAGGCAUCCUAGCUCUAGCAGAGAUCAUUCAGUGGACCUCGCUCUUGCUGGUAAUGCCAUGAACAGUCUUAACCUACAUGGCUUUAAUGAUUAACAAUAGCCAAUCAGAAUGACACAAUUAUAUUU
This is a messenger RNA of Strongylocentrotus purpuratus (purple sea urchin), 2414 nucleotides long. Its product is annotated as E3 ubiquitin-protein ligase ZSWIM2. Lineage: Eukaryota; Metazoa; Echinodermata; Echinoidea; Camarodonta; Strongylocentrotidae. Bases 160 to 2382 code for a protein of 740 amino acids. Gene Ontology annotation, molecular function: zinc ion binding; ubiquitin protein ligase activity. The record is from RefSeq and is a predicted model, not a curated record. The transcript is spliced from 12 exons.